Thamnophis elegans (Western terrestrial garter snake) is the source of this 877-nucleotide messenger RNA. RefSeq names its product nucleolar RNA helicase 2-like. The transcript is spliced from 4 exons. The record is from RefSeq and is a predicted model, not a curated record. Gene Ontology annotation, molecular function: ATP binding; nucleic acid binding. NCBI's taxonomy places the organism in Eukaryota, Metazoa, Chordata, Lepidosauria, Squamata, Natricidae. Bases 227 to 862 code for a protein of 211 amino acids.
GCCCCAGCGAGCCACUUGGCGGGUACAGAGGCAGCUUCGUUCCCGGCAGCUUCUCCCCCUGCACGGCCGCAGCGCUUUCCUGGCAGCUCCGCGGCCGCCGCUCCUCCUCCCGCGCCGCCCCCCUUUCCUCCCCAGGGCCGGCGGGGCGGGGCUCUUUCCUUUCACGCCGGCCUCGGUUUCGAGUAGCCGCUUCUGCCAUCACCUCCGCGGCCAAGAGUCCCAGGAAAUGCCCGCCGCCCCCCGCUUCGAGUCCCAGAGCGAGGACGACCUGGAGCCCGAGACCCCGAUGGAGCCCGACGCCGCUCCGCACCACGCCGGCCCCAAAAAGAGCAAGAAGAAUAAAAAAGAUAAAGCAGAAAAGCAGAAACGGAAAAAGCAUACAUUAGCCGAGACUGAAUUACUGGAUUUGGAGUUGGAGCCACCAAAAGCAAAGAAAAUUAAAAAAAAGAAAGAAAUGGCUGUUAAAAAUGAAGAUGGAAUUUCGGAAUGCAAUUCAAUAUCUCACAUGAGUAAUGGGGUAAAGCACUCAAAAAAGGAGAAGAAUUCUUGUGAAGAUUCACAUAUAGAAUGUGGAAGUGAUCAAGAUGAGGAACUAACAGCAGAACAAAAGGAAGGUGCUUUUAGCAAUUUUGAUAUCUCUAAAGCAACCCUUGAUCUUCUGAAAGCUCGUGGUGUCACCCACCUGUUUCCAGUACAAGUGAAGACUUUCAAGCCAGUAUUUGAAGGCAAAGAUGUAAUUGCCCAAGCUCGGACAGGAACAGGGAAAACAUUCUCCUUUGCCAUUCCAUUAAUUGAAAAACUUGAUAGAGAUCCACAGGAAAGAAAAAGAGGCCGUUCACCAAAGGUAAUUAAGUCACAAUGAAAUUACAAACUUGAG